UUUCAGUUUUGCUUUUGCCUUCAAGCUCUCAAUAAUAUGAAAAUUUCUGAAAAAAUAGUAAAUCAAAUUAAUGUUGAUGGAUUCUAUGAUAAAUAAAUGCAAGGCCCUAGAUGACCUGGAUGAUGAAAAAGAAAAUGAUGCAAAAGCUGACUGCCUAAGGGAAAAACAAGAACAUAAUGCUAAACAAUCCAACCUAGAUAAACUAUUUAAUGAACUUAACCUGAAUGAUGUAAGGGAAGAAUCGUUCAACAGGCGAAUGAAAGUGAAGACCACCGAUUCCAACAACUAUCUUUAUAAGAAUUACUUCAAAAACGCUCCCACCGAUAUUCCUUGGGAUAAGGUACGCGAGAAAGGGAAUCCCAUGGGUUCCGACUUUGAUAUUGGUUUUGAAAAUGUAUUCGAGGACGUGAGCAAGCUGGCCGAAGUGGAAAAGCAGCUGCAGUUGCUCUACAGACCCUUCGUCUGUCACUUGGACCUCAAUUGCCGGUUCAAUAUGUACGAACUGUGCCUGCUGAUGGCCAACUCCCGCUACGAUCCGGCCAGUCAUCCCAGCGUGUCCGUGAAGGUGACCCAUCCCAGUGCCCAGGUGAGGAUCCAUGCGGCUGGGAAGAUUGUGGCCACUGCCUUAAACUCGGACUCGGCCAGGAUUGCCCUGUUCAAGGUGAUCAGGGUCCUGCUGGAUCUGGACUACAAGGCGGACAUCAAGAACUUUGGCAAGAGCAUCGUGAAUGCCUCCUUCAGCAUGCCCUUUAAACUCGAUCUGGAGCUGAUGAGUCGCCUUCAUGCGGAGGAGGUGACCUACAACUGGAGCAAGCGACCCUUUAUCACCUACACUGACGAAAAAGCGGGUGUGAGAUUUGCAGUUUUUCCCACGGGAUUCGUAUUGGUCUUACACUCGAACUGUCACAGGGAGACCCGUGAGGCCAUAUCUGCAUUUCUGCCCAUCCUGGCCAGAUUCAAGAAUGGCUAUCCCACGGAUGCGGAAAGGGAGGGGAAGCUGGUGGGCGAUCUGUCCUAUAAGUUGUUGUGGGAAAAGAGGUUGGAGGAGGACCAAGAGGGUCUGCUCCUUUACUCUUGAAACAUUUGUUAAAGGUUUAUGUAAUAUUGUUUAAAGAUACAAUAAAAGUGAAAUAGGUUCAUGAGUAUAAGGAUCAACAA
This is a messenger RNA of Drosophila biarmipes, 1158 nucleotides long. RefSeq names its product TBP-related factor (gene Trf4). Gene Ontology annotation, molecular function: RNA polymerase II general transcription initiation factor activity; DNA binding. The record is from RefSeq and is a predicted model, not a curated record. The coding region runs from base 71 to 1078 and encodes 335 amino acids. Gene Ontology annotation, biological process: DNA-templated transcription initiation. Lineage: Eukaryota; Metazoa; Arthropoda; Insecta; Diptera; Drosophilidae. The transcript is spliced from 2 exons.